GAUACUGUAAUGAUGACAAGUGGAAAACUGGAAAUCCUCUUGCAAACAGAGGAACUCAGUGAAUAAAUAUUGAAAAAUGAAAAAUCACGAUUUGAAAAUUGCGAUUUUCUCCGUCCUCUGAAAUCUGAAUGGAGCUGUCUGCACCUCCAUGUCUUCCAAAAUGCCCAUCAUCCCUGUUUCUCAAAUCUAGGGUUAGGUUUUUUCAGAGGACGCUGAACCCAACAUCCCUACAUUCCAAAGCUUCAAUCUUUUCAGUGAAUCACCGCAGUCUCACCCGAAUGGACCCUCUCAUAAACGUCUCUUGUGCUGCUUUGGUGAGAGACAACAACUCUCCAGCUACAUCAGCUUUGCCAGUUGACUCAGGUGCUAGAACAGGUGAGGUGAAAAGGGUCACUAAGGAGACUAAUGUCUCAGUCAAAAUAAACCUGGAUGGUUGUGGAGUUGCUGAUAGUAGUACUGGAAUUCCCUUCCUUGAUCAUAUGCUAGAUCAACUUGCUUCACAUGGGUUGUUCGACGUUCAUGUCAAGGCUACAGGUGACACACAUAUUGAUGAUCAUCACACAAAUGAAGAUGUUGCUCUUGCUAUUGGAACGGCUUUGCUACAGGCUCUUGGUGAUAGGAAGGGUAUUAAUCGGUUUGGUGACUUCUCUGCACCACUUGAUGAAGCAUUAAUACACGUUUCACUGGAUUUAUCUGGCCGGCCACAUUUAAGUUAUAAUUUGGAUAUCCCUACCCAGAGGGUUGGGACAUAUGAUGCUCAGUUGGUGGAGCAUUUCUUCCAGUCCUUGGUGAAUACUUCUGGCAUGACACUUCACAUUCGGCAGAAUACAUAUGUAUUCCUCUGUGAACAGCUUGCUGGAAAAAACUCCCAUCAUAUUAUUGAGGCAACCUUCAAAGCUUUUGCUAGGGCUCUUCGACAAGCAACAGAGUACGAUCCAUGUCGCCGUGGAACAAUACCAAGUUCAAAAGGAGUUUUGUCAAGAAGUUAAUUGGAUUGAGCUCCUACUAUCUACAUAAGCGGACUUCCAUAGUUCUUCACACACUUUCAUCCAAAAUGAAGGUGCUUAGAAUAGAUGUCAGAGAUGAUAAGCACCAGUGCUGUGUGCCUGUAUUUGUCAUAAAAGUUACUGGCCUCUGUAAACCAUAUUGUAGCACCCAUUUACUCUUGGAGAUAGAAAUAAAAUUCUUCUUGUAUUGCUUUUCUUAA
Molecule: messenger RNA, 1207 nt
Organism: Arachis duranensis
Lineage: Eukaryota; Viridiplantae; Streptophyta; Magnoliopsida; Fabales; Fabaceae
Product: imidazoleglycerol-phosphate dehydratase, chloroplastic
Exons: 8
Coding region: 129-989 (286 amino acids)
Biological process (GO): L-histidine biosynthetic process
Molecular function (GO): imidazoleglycerol-phosphate dehydratase activity
Source: RefSeq, a predicted model, not a curated record